This is a messenger RNA of Schistocerca serialis cubense, 2491 nucleotides long. It is a transcript of the gene bor, whose product is annotated as ATPase family AAA domain-containing protein 3. NCBI's taxonomy places the organism in Eukaryota, Metazoa, Arthropoda, Insecta, Orthoptera, Acrididae. The coding region runs from base 143 to 2083 and encodes 646 amino acids. Gene Ontology annotation, molecular function: ATP binding; zinc ion binding; ATP hydrolysis activity. Gene Ontology annotation, cellular component: mitochondrion. The transcript has 10 exons. Gene Ontology annotation, biological process: mitochondrion organization. The record is from RefSeq and is a predicted model, not a curated record.
UAUGAUUACAUCGAGAUCUUUGAAGUGUGAACCUCGUGUUGCGGAUAAGGUCGGAAUACCGUGAGAGCGACGGUGAAGUUUUUUGUGAAUACGUCGAAAUUUUAAGGUGACACGGGAAGAUAACGCACAGCUGAGCAGAAAAAUGUCGUGGCUAUUCGGAUCUCGAGGGCAGCAACCGCCCCCGCCGAUGGAGCCGCCGCAGCCGCCACCCGGCAUCUCAUCUGGGGGUGAUGGUGAUGACAAAGCCAGAAAAUCUCAGAUGGAGGCGUACCGGUUUGAUUCCUCAGCUCUGGAAAGAGCCGCACAGGCUGCAAGGGAACUCGAGAAAUCCCGACACGCGAAAGAGGCCCUAGAACUAUCGAAGCUGCAGGAGACGACGCGGCAGCAGGAGUAUGCUUCGAAGCUGAAGGAGUACGAGGCACACAUCGAGCAGAUGAAGGUGGAACAGCAGCGGGUGGCAGCGGAGGAGCGUCGCAAGACACUACAGGAAGAGACGAAGCAGCACCAGGCACGUGCGCAAUACCAGGACCAGCUGGCACGCAAGAGGUACGAGGACCAGCUCCAGCAGCAGCAGCAGGUGAACGAGGAGAACCUGCGCAAGCAGGAGGCGAGUGUGGAGCGGCAGGAGGCGAUGCGGCGCGCCACGCUGGACCGCGAGCUGGAGAUGCGCUCGCAGCUGGAGGCGAAGCGCGCCGAGGCGGAGGCGGCCGCCCGCGCCAAGGCGGAGCGCGAGAACCGCGACAUCGCCCUCGAGCAGAUCCGCCUCAAGGCCGCCGAGAAUCGCACCACCGUCCUGGAGUCCAUCAAGACGGCCGGAGCUGUGAUCGGGAGUGGCGUGCACGCGCUGCUGGAGGACUGGGACAAGGUGCUGGCUGCGGCCGGCGGGCUGUCACUGCUCGCGCUCGGCGUCUACUCCGCCAAGGGUGCCACAGGUGUCGCCGCCCGCUACGUCGAGUCCCGCCUCGGGAAGCCGUCGCUGGUGCGGGAGACGUCGCGGUUCUCCCUGCUGGACACGAUUCGACACCCUGUGGAGAGUGUCAAGAAGAAGAUGGUGCUGCGCAAGGAGGACGCGCUGACGGGGGUGGUACUGGAGCCCAAGCUGGAGGAGCGGCUCAGGGACAUCGCCAUCGCGACAAAGAACACGCGGCGUAACCAGGGUAUGUACCGCAACAUCUUGAUGCACGGUCCUCCGGGAACUGGCAAGACGAUGUUCGCAAAGAGGCUGGCGGCCCACUCGGGCAUGGACUACGCCAUAAUGACGGGUGGUGACGUGGCGCCGAUGGGCCGCGAGGGUGUGACGGCGGUGCACAAGGUGUUCGACUGGUCGCAGCGAUCUACACGCCGUGGACUGCUGCUGUUUGUGGACGAGGCGGACGCGUUCCUGCGUAAGCGCUCGUCGGAGACCAUCAGCGAGGACCUGCGCGCCACGCUCAACGCCUUCCUCUAUCGAACGGGCGAGCAGUCCAACAAGUUCAUGCUGGUGCUAGCUUCCAACACACCUGAGCAGUUUGACUGGGCAGUCAAUGAUCGACUGGACGAGAUGGUGGAGUUCUCGCUACCUGGACCCGAGGAGCGCGAGCGACUCGUCCGGCUCUACUUCGACAAGUUUGUCCUGCAGCCGGCCGCUGAGGGCAAGAGGCGGCUGAAGGUGGCGCAGUUUGACUACGGCAAGCUGUGCUCGGAGAUCGCGCGCGUCACGGAGGGCAUGUCUGGGCGCGAGAUCGCCAAGCUGGGCGUGGCGUGGCAGGCGGCGGCGUACGCCUCGGAGGACGGCGUCCUGACGCGCGACAUGGUGGUCGCCCGUGUCAUCGACGCCGUGCACCAGCACCGCCAGAAGGUGCAGUGGCAGAGCGAGCAAGAGCGGCGCGAGCACAAGUCACUGAUGUACCUGGAGAAGGGCUCGUACCGGCCGGCGGUGCAGGCGCCCCCGGCCCCCGGCUCCGCACCGCCUGCCGCGGAGGACCCCCUGCGCGGCCUGCUGACCCCGCAGGAGGUGGAGCGCAUCCUCCUGGGCGACCGGCCUCGACCCGCCGCGCCGGAGGUCGGCGCCACCUUCGCAGACGCCCCUCGGCCGCCGACGUAGCGAGGAACGGGCGCGAUCUCGCCCGGAGCGGUGCACGGCAGCUGUAGUGUCACGUGCGUGGACGCCACUGCCCGGCUCCGUGGGAUGCAGAAUGGAGCACGUAGUCUGUGAGGCACGUUCCCGACGUAUCGCCUCGACGCUGUAGUGAACUGAGGAAAGACGUCUCGUUCCGAUUCGGAGUUAAGACAGUUGUGUAUCUGUUGUUAUUGUUAUUAAUUUUUUUCACUUGCCACGUGGAUAUAUGUGUACGUAUGUGGUCCGAGUACGUGUAUCGGCACGCAGAUGUACCUGCCGUCCCGCUGCUGCGCGGGCGUUUCCUGUAGUUUCUCAGAACUGAUCCUUCUGCUGUUAUAUUGCAAUUCCUGUAGCGUGCCGUGUUCGUGCGAUUCAUAAAAGUGCUGCAACACU